GAGUGAGCCUGUGUGUGUGUGUAUGUGUGCAUGCGCGGUUUACAUCAGCAAGAGGAGGGAGACACCAUUUACUCUGUCUCUUUUUUUCUCUUUCAUCUCCAUAAAUCUAUCACUCUGAAAACAGAUACAGCCAUCCAGAAAAUAACAGAAGGAAGAGGCAAAGGCAGAGGAGGGGAAGUGGAGCAUUCUGAUAAAGAAGGGGAGUGCCUCAACAGCAGUCAGCAUCAUACACAAUACAUGCUGCUGACUGAUGUCUACCAUGCAACCCAGAACUGGGAACUAACCAGCCAGCUUUAUAUUCUCAAAAGCAGGACAGACAGCAGGCUACAGCAUCACAAAACCUGCCCAAAACCAGGAAAAGGCCUGCAUUGCUGAGGAGGUUGAGGGGAGUUGACUUUUCGUAGGGUGACGCAGGAUCUCACCCCCUGUCUAUAGAGCUGCUGCUGUCUGACCUCCUCCCAGACUGGGCCUCUGGUUCCUGGCCCCGCCCCAGGCUGUGAAGGAUGGGUGAUGGGCCUGUGAUUGACACCCCCCGCCCGCCUUGUCCCGCCAUUCGAUGGAGCCAUUGUGGAACUCCUCCCUCCCCUUCCCACUGCCCAUGCCCAACACCUCGUCCUCUGAGUCACCCGAGAGCGGAGCUCUGUCCCAGUCAAUAGCGCUACUCGCCAUGCUGCUCAUGGACCUGCUGGCCGUGGUGGGCAACGGGGCCAUAAUGGCUGUCAUCGCCAAGGCCCCACAGCUACGUAAGUUUGCCUUUGUCUUCCACCUGUGCCUGGUGGACCUGCUGGCGGCCCUGGUUCUGAUGCCCCUGGGCAUGCUCUCAGGCCGGGCCUUCUUUGGCGAGGCCCUGUGUCGGAGCUACCUCUUCCUCAGCGUGUGCCUGGUCAGCGCCGCCAUCCUCUCCAUCUCAGCCAUCAACGUGGAGCGCUACUACUACAUCAUCCACCCCAUGCGCUACGAGGUGAAGAUGACCCUGGGCCUCGUGGCCUCAGUGCUGGUGGGGAUAUGGGUCAAAGCUUUGUCCAUGUCCGUCCUGCCGCUGCUGGCCUGGGCCUUACAGGGCGAAAGGACUCCUCUUCUGGAGGGUGCUGGAGUUGGGGGAGGGGGUGGAGGUGUACCCUCACCCUCUGCUGCUCAGGGUCACAGGCGAUGCUCCUUGCACUGGACAGGGGGCGGGUCAAACCGUGUUGCCUUCAUGGUCCUGUUCACGCUGGUGUACUUCCUGUGUCCACUGAUGGUCAUCCUGGUAGUGUACUGCAGCAUGUUCAAGGUGGCGCGAGUGGCGGCCAUGCACCAUGGGCCCCUGCCGACCUGGAUGGACACGCCACGCCGCCAUCGCUCUGAGUCGCUCAGCAGCCGUUCCACCAUGGUGACCAGCUCGGGGACAGGGGCGGGGCGCGACACUCCUCACCGCGCCUUCGGAGGGGGUAAGGCGGCAGCGGUGUUAGCAGCAGUGGGAGGACAGUUCCUGUGCUGUUGGCUGCCCUACUUCUCCUUUCACCUGUACUCAGCUCUGGCCUCAAGCCCUCCAGCCACGCUGGUCCCCCUGGAGGAGGUCGUCACCUGGAUCGGCUACUUUUGCUUCACUUCCAACCCCUUCUUCUACGGCUGUCUGAACCGGCAGAUCCGCGAGGAGCUGGGCAAGCAUGUGCCUUGCCUGUUUCGCCAGGCAACGGGAGAGGAGGACCGACUGCCCAGCCGUGAGGGAUCCAUAGAGGAGAAUUUCCUGCAGUUCCUCCAGGGCACUGGCUGCAACCUGGAUCCCCAGGACUCCCACAGCACCUCUAGCCCCAAGGGAGAGGCCUGCCGGCCCCGGGCCCAGCCCCCACAGCCUAUACCCAUUGACUUCCGCAUCCCAGGACAGAUUGCAGAGGAGACCUCAGAGUUCCUUGAACAUCACCAGAUUAAAAACAACCAUAUCAUAUCGGACAGUUAGGUUAUGGAUUUAUUUUAUGUAAAAAAUCAACACAAAAAGUUACCAGGAUAACAAUUACAACAGUAACAUAACCACACUGGUAUACAGUACGUCACGGAGUAUUAACAUAAAGCAUUUUAUUCUUAACAAUCAAAAGCUGUUCAAUGGGAAUCGCAUUUUGCAGCUUCACUUUCCAUUCUGUAAAGGCUGCAAUGCUAUGGAAUUUAUAUUAUUUGUAUCAUGUUCCUAUUAGAGUAUACAACAAAUCAUUUGCUGUGGAUUGUGGCAUUUUGGGGAGAAAGACAAAUGGCACAACUGUAGCUGCAGUGUAUCUGACAGGUUAAUAUGGUCAGUGAGUGAUGCCGAUAUUGGGGUUGUUUGUUAGGGAAUUUGUUUUAGAGAUUUAAUUCUUUACUUUUUUUACUUCACAAUGCAUUGAUAGUGUCAGUAUGCUAUUAAUACAGAUGUAUUAUAUAUUCUGAGAUUUUCUUUUUGGGAUUUCAAACCAAACAAGCAAAGGGGAUGUUAGAGUCUGUCAGCCGUCUUUCUUUCGUUCAGCCUACUUUAAACUAUAUCAGGUUUUAUGACUUUCAGAAGUCAUCAUUGAGCCAAACACUUGUCCAAUAUCUGAUACUGGUAGAUCAAUUACUUUUGAAGAAUUGAUGUAUGACAGCUUAUUUACAUAAGCUGUUGAAUAUAGAAACCAAUAUUGGAGUGCAGGAAGACAUGCCUGAAAAUAUGUAAGUAUUCCUGACCCCUUCACCUCUGUAAAAUAUAAUUAAACAGAUGUAUAGUAGACAGUGAGUGAAUGGUCACUAUAUAACUACUGAAAGUUGGGACUUUUAGAGAUGAUGAAUGAGCUACAGUACUUUAAUUGUGCCCUGGUUGUGAGGUUGAGGCACGGAGGAAGUAAGAAGGACUAUGGGGCAGCCCUCUGUUGUUGAUAGGUAAACCUCUGGGCAGAUACACCCUCUCUCUGGUGCUUUUCCUGAACACAUCAUCUGUGUUUUCCCAUAAGCAGGCCAGGUUUAUUGUGACCACAGUUAGGAUGUAGGCAAUAUUUUCCUUACUAAUCCUGAUCUACUUCUGGCCUGUCAGAAAAGUACAUUUAUUUUCAUCUAUCUACCGUUUAGAUAGUACAGUGCCCCUCAAAUUGACACGGGCAGAUGUUCAGUUAAUUAAGGCAGGAGUAUUUUUGUUAAUUGAUGCACUAAAUUACAUUUCUAUACAAUUAGAUUUUUACAUUUGCUGUUUUACAAACGUAGCUGUGUUUUAUGUUUGAUACAACCUGACAGAUUAUUAGGUAUUAUUGAUUACUGUAUCUUUUGCGAUUAAUUAACUAAAUACAAUGGUGUAUUCAAAUGGAAUACAGUAACUGUCUUUUCAAUGUGUGUUGAUUAGCUGUGGAGCAGCGGGUUGGAGAAUGUAAUAAAUCAAUUAUAUUUUACAGUGCAGCUCCUCAGAGUUCUCUACCUCAGAUACAAUAUUGACUUCAUUUUCAGGUCCAGCACACAAUGUACACAUAGAAAAGAUAUGGUGUAAGUCAUGCCACAUAUUUUUAACUCUAUGCUCCCUGGGUUGCUUUCCUUCUGCAGCUAGACAAGGACAGACUGACAAAAGCUGUCCUCGUGGCUUUGUCUGAGAGACUUGAUACAACGCCUUCACGUCUGCUAUCUCUGGUGUCACAUUGUGAGUGGAUUUAGAAUGGUUUGAGCUGUCCAAAACAGUACUGGCCAAUUUGAGGUAUCAGCCUUGUUAAAACAUAUAUGGUUUAUGCAAGAGUACAGAAUAAAAGUUAUUUAUUUA
Molecule: messenger RNA, 3721 nt
Organism: Oncorhynchus nerka (sockeye salmon)
Lineage: Eukaryota; Metazoa; Chordata; Actinopteri; Salmoniformes; Salmonidae
Product: G-protein coupled receptor 61-like
Exons: 2
Coding region: 557-1936 (459 amino acids)
Biological process (GO): G protein-coupled receptor signaling pathway
Cellular component (GO): plasma membrane; endosome; signaling receptor complex
Molecular function (GO): G protein-coupled receptor activity
Source: RefSeq, a predicted model, not a curated record